AUGAAAGAGACUAUGGAAAAAAUCCAAAAUACCACUCAUGGAUCUGGUUGUUUUGAACACUGCACGCCUCCGCAAAGCAGCCCGCCGACCUCCUCUGCGGUCAGUCGCCUUCUGAGAUUUGGAGCUGUGGCUCUUAUUGUCGGUGCAGUGUUGAUGUUAUGUGCAUCCAUGGCUGCUCUCUACCUGUGGAAAGUCAGCGAUAAAAAUGUUUAUAAUGUUCGUUACAGUAUGAACAUCAAUGGAGAGGUGAGGCAGGGUUCCGUGGAAAUUGAUUCAGACAACAACCUGGAGAGCUUUAAAACUGGGAGUGGAGCUGAGGAAGCUGUGGAGAUUCAUGACUUUCAAAUUGGAAUAACCGGAAUCCGCUUCUUUGGAGGAGACAAGUGCUAUAUAAAAUCCCAAAUCAAAGCCCGCCUUCCACACAUGGGAGCUCACAACAAAGAGUCGCUGAUGUUUGACCUGACAGAUGAAGACAUUCCAGCUAAGUUUGAUGAUGACUUCCUCAUAUGGGUUUCUGCAGAGCAGCCUCUGAAGGACACCAGCUUUCUGAGCAACAAAAUUCUGGGUCUUUGCAGAGAACUUCCCAUUUACUGGCUCCAACCUAUCUACCCUAAAGAUGGGGAGAGGAGAAAGAGAGACACACAGCGAGCCAAACGGCAGUUUAACAUAGAGGAGUUGGAUGCAGCUGCUGAGGAGAGGAACCUGGUGAGUCACACAGAAGAUGACACCUCCAGAGUCAGGGAAGAAGAGGAAGGGGGGCAGUCUGCUGCAGGGUCAGCAUACAAUCCCGAAAACCCCUAUCAUCGCAGCGGAGGGGCCAGAGAGGAAGGCGCCAUGACCUUUGACACCAUGUUAGACCACCAGGGGAUCUGCUGCUCAGAAUGCCAACGCGGCUACACUCACUGUCAGAGAAUAUGCGAGCCCCUGCGUGGCUACUGGCCCUGGCCUUACAACCACAGAGGAUGCCAGGUAGCUUGCCGAGUCAUUAUGCCCUGUCGCUGGUGGGUGGCACGCAUAUUAGGGGUUGUGUAA
Molecule: messenger RNA, 1032 nt
Organism: Centropristis striata (black sea bass)
Lineage: Eukaryota; Metazoa; Chordata; Actinopteri; Perciformes; Serranidae
Product: leukocyte cell-derived chemotaxin 1-like
Exons: 7
Coding region: 1-1032 (343 amino acids)
Biological process (GO): negative regulation of endothelial cell proliferation; negative regulation of angiogenesis
Source: RefSeq, a predicted model, not a curated record